UCAUUGUCAGUUAGGUCGCUGGUUUGGUCGGCUGCUCUCUGCUAUUUGCGCGCGUGCGCGCACACUUUCGCUUCGCUUUUACGCGUUCUUCUAAAUGUCUGUUUCUGCGGCUUCAACCUCAAAUGCAAACAGUAGCAGUAAUGAGCCAGUAACAACUAGCGGCAGCACCCUGGGAGCGUCGGAAAACCCAUCUGCAUCGGAUGAGAAAACAUCGCUGGACGCGGAAAACAUUCAAAUUGAGGGAUCGCAAAAUGGCGAAGGAGCCUCUUCAGAACAGCAUGUUGAUGAUGGAGAUAAUGAUGAUAGUGCUACUGAUGUUGGUGCAGCUGCGCCAUCAACAAAUGGCUGGGAGUCACCGCGGCAGGAAGCAAUUAAUGGAGUAGUACAGCCGCGCGUGAUCCCACCGCCAGGUAAGCCCACACGGCAUACAAAUCAAUUGGAAUUCAUGUUGAAGGAAGUUUUGAAACCAGCGAUGCGUCAUAAGCACGCUUGGCCGUUUAUGAAACCUGUAGAUGCUGUACGUCUGGGAUUGCCGGAUUAUCACAAGGUGAUCAAGCGUCCAAUGGAUAUGAAUACCAUCGAAAAACGCUUGCGCAAUUGUUAUUACUACUCGGCAAAAGAUUGCAUGCAAGAUUUUGAGUCCAUUUUUUCCAACUGCUACAAAUUCAACCAAAAUGAAGACGAUGUAUCACUUAUGUGCAAGAAUGUGGAAAAUUUGUACAGAGAAAAAAUGAAGCUUCUACCGCCUCAGGAAGUGGAAAUACCACGUCCAACAGCUAAACGAGCUGUUGGUAAAUCGAAGAAGUCAACGGGUCGUGUUGCAAUCGUUAAAGGAGGAAGCCGUGAAUCGUCUGUAUCUGUACAACGUGGGGCUGCCGACAGCUCAUCGGUUUUGGAUGCUGCAGCAAAUGGAGCUAUUCAUGCUUCUGCAUCAGGUGUUGUAGAUGAUGUCCAUCCAACGUCAUCACAAGCUCCUGUUCAACCUGUUCUUCCUUCGAAGGUUCAGAAAGGUGUCAAACGGAAGGCAGAUACAACAACAUCAUUUGGUGAUGAUGUCGUAAGUGCGAAGAUUGCGACUCGUCGAGAAUCUGGACGACCCCCUAAAAAGCCAAAUUACUUCAUCGAUUAUAAUCAGUUGAAGCCUCGUUUUAAAGGAAAACAAACUGAACAGAUGAAAUUUUGUCAGCGUCUUGUCAAUGAAUUAUUCACGAAGAAGUGCAAAUCGUUUACUUGGCCAUUUCUCGAGCCAGUGGACGUCGAGGGUUUAAAAUUGGAAGAUUACUAUGAUAUAGUGAAGAAUCCAAUGGAUUUGGGAACGAUUAGGAGGAAGUUGGAUGCUAAGCAGUAUGCUACACCGGAAGAACUACGGGCUGAUGUUAUAUUAGUUUGUGAGAACUGCUACAAAUACAACCCCACGUCAGAUCCAAUUCAUCAGCAUGGUCGAGCUCUUCAGAAAUAUUUCGAAGACAAGUGGCACCAAAUGCCUGAGGAGCCAGCAGUAGUUGAUGAGGGGACAGCGGCAACACAGGUGGUGGCAGCAGCGGUCUCCACACCAAUAAGUCAUGUUACACCACCAGCUCAUGUGGUCACAUCCGCUUCCACAAUAGUCAAGGAUGAAUCAGUGGUGCCUGGUCUUCCUCUUGUGCCACUAGAUGUUUCUUCAGGUGUUAUUGACAGUGAUGAACACAUUGAUCUCAUUUUACUUGCUUUGCAAACUGAAACUGCCAAAUGUCAGGAAAAAAUAUCUGAGCUUCAGCGUCAUUCUCAGGAAAUUUUGUCGUUGAGGCUGAAACGAAGGGAAGCUCAAGCAAAUCAUCUGCCGGUCCCGGUUCUUUCGGCAGCCACUGUAGGCACCCUUCAAUCUUUGGUUUCAACACAGUUUUCUUUCAUUGCCAGUAGCCCAACUCCGAUGAUGAAGCCAUCCGCCGCAUUUCCAGCCAGUAGUGGCGGUGCCUCUGUGUCACGCAAAAAACCCGGCCGUCCUGCCAGGACUUACCAACAACAAACCUCAGGAUUAGCUGCAGGACUGCGUACGAAUAAUGUUGCCGCGGAGAUAUCAUCUCAGGAGCGAGAACCGAAGCAAGAAAUGAAUGCACCGGUGAGCAAGGCUUCUGCUCAACGUCAAGUCCAAAAUUCGAUGCAUGUGUCUGCUCCAGGUGUACGUCCUGCGACAGCAGCGGUACCACCACAGGGAACACCUCAAAAACCUCCGGAACAAAAUAUACCAACGUCAGCGGCGCGUAAGCGUGGUCGGCAGCCCGGCUCUAAAAAUAAACCAAAGACGGAUGUGACACAAUCGGGUACACCGGUUACAGAUGCUGCACCACGACAAUCUGGAUCAAGAAGGGUGCGUGAAGAUUAUGACUUCGAUUCGGAAGAUGAACGUACUGCAGAACCAAUGAGUUAUGAUGAAAAAAGACAACUUUCGCUGGACAUCAACAAACUACCGGGUGAUAAGCUGAGCAGCGUUGUCAGUAUUAUUGAGUCUCGAGAACAGCUUCCGGGGUUCAACCCUGAAGAAAUUGAAAUUGAUUUCGAGACUCUUAAGGCGACUACGCUGCGCGAGUUAGAAGCAUUUGUUGCUGCAUGCUUGAAGAAGAAACCGAGGAAACCGUACACACCGAAGUCGCAGAAGGAAGUUGAGAUUAAGAAACGAGAGCUGGAAGAGAAAAUCAAAGGCCUGGGUGGAGUGAUCACUGCAACACCUGUGACUGUAGCACAAAACGGUGCACGAACAGAGCCGACAACCACGGGUAAAGGCGGUGAACCAUCGUCUUCAGAUUCCUCUUCAAGUGAAGAUGACUCAUCGUCGGAUUCGUCAUCUUCGGAUUCCUCAGAUAGUGAAUCAGAGACCACAGGUAAUGCAAAAGUGGAACACCAGGGACAACGUGUUGGUACUGAAAAGUCACAAAGUGCUGAGCAUUCAACGGACAAGAAGGAAACAACAUCAACUACACCAUCUACAAACAGUCAGCAACAGCAGCUUGGUCCUGUAUUGCAGCAUCCUACAAAUCGUCUACAUCUGGGGAAUAUCAAAGAAGAGCAGACGGACGAUGGUAGUGCUUCUUUAGCAAUGACAGGAACCGAGCUUGUUACUGUCAAUUCGAGUAAUGCAUUACCCGUCGCACAGCAGGCACAGGUACAACCACAGCAAGCACAAUUGCAAAUUUCUGGAGGAUCAAUACUUGAUCAGUUGUUACCAGCAAAGCAAAACGAAAUGGAGGACAAAGCUGGUGUGAAAAAAUUAGCUGGAUGGGACACGUUGGCGAAGAAAAGCCAGAGUGGUAGUCUGAAUAUGCAAACAUCAACGCAGUUUGAGUUAUUCCGAAAGCAUGCUAGAGAAAAAGAAGAAAAGCGUAAGCAGCUGAGAGUGGAGGAAGAACGAAGGCGUCGUUUGAAAGAACAGGAAGAAAAAGAGCGUGCUAAGGAUCAGGCUGCAGCCGAAACUGCUGAGAUGGAACAGAGAAAACAAAAUGAACUUUUACGUCAAAAAGAACAAGAAAGACGACGUCGAGAAGCGAUGAGUACAGGUGGUGAUGUCACAAGCCAGAUGGAUUUAAUGCUCAAUUUUGAAGCUAAUUUCUAAAAGUAAUUUCCAAAAUGUGUUCGUGUUUUUCAUGUUUUGCUUCACUUUUUGUGAGUAAUACUAAGCAUUCUGUUGAUAUAAUGUUUACGUGUUUAUAUCAUAAAAUUUUAGCACUGUUUUGAAACUGGCACCAUUUUUAGGCCUUGGUGGCAGGAAAAAGAGGGAAUGGAGUAAUUUCUUGCGGUUUUAUUGAUUUUCUUUCCUUUGAUUAAUUUGAAUAUAUCAGUCUUUUCGUUCUCUUUCCUUAAAAUAAUCGGAC
Molecule: messenger RNA, 3845 nt
Organism: Loa loa (African eye worm)
Lineage: Eukaryota; Metazoa; Nematoda; Chromadorea; Rhabditida; Onchocercidae
Product: bromodomain containing protein
Exons: 21
Coding region: 95-3586 (1163 amino acids)
Biological process (GO): regulation of DNA-templated transcription; chromatin remodeling
Cellular component (GO): nucleus; chromatin
Source: RefSeq, a predicted model, not a curated record